ACAAUGGGAUGAAAAUGGAGGCGGGGAGACGCACUCAAACUCUGGAAUCACAGUGGGAUAAGUUAAAUAUGGAUUUCAGAGUUACAGGGGAUAAAGUUAGUCAGAAGUGUAUAAAAUAGUUUAUAUUGACUAUUACUACCUAGCUAUAUUUGCAAAGAACUGCUUAAUUUGACCAAACUUAAAUGGAUUUGCACUUAUGGGGUAAGACCUAUGGUACCCCGUGAACUCCACUUUCCAAUGCCAGGAUGGCUGUAAACUUUAUUGGUGUCGGCUCUAAAAGAAUGGCGACUUUCACGUGCCGCAUUUAGUUCUAAUUGUUCUCAGCAUUUGUGAAACCCUUGUUUAGAAGUGAGAAGUGAAAGAUGUUCCGGCAGGCUGAGAGUGCGAGGAAGCGCCUCAAUUUGCAUUCUGUGGCCCGGAUCAGGAGUUUAGAGGUGGCGCGAGGGAGGUCGGGGUACGGGUUCACCCUGUGCGGACAGGCUCCCUGUCUUUUGGGCAGCAUUCUGAAAGGCAGCCCCGCUGACUACGUGGGUCUGAAGUCAGGAGAUCAGAUCCUGAGCGUGAACGAUGUCAACGUGUCCAAGGCGUCCCACGAGGACGUGGUGAAGCUGAUUGGCCGGUGCUCGGGCGUCCUGCAUUUGGUCAUCGCGGAAGGCAGCCCCCACCGGGACUCCUGCUCCAGCGACGAGGAGUUCGGUUUUCACGAAACGAAGAGCUACUGGCUCAAGCCCAAAAUGGACUCUAAGACCCUGGGGAUCAACCGGGCGGAGAGGGUCGUCGCGGAGAUGCAGUCGGGGGGCAUCUUCAACAUGAUCUUCGAUAACUCCAGCCACUCCUCCGGGAGCCUGGAGAGGGCCGCGCCCGCCAAGCCCAGGCCGCUGUCCGAGCCCGACUUCCCCUGCCGGGCCAGGAGCUGCAGCGCCAAGAGCCACCCGGACCUGCUCUCGGAAGAGGAGAUGGCCAAAGUCCUGAACGACGACUCUGCGUUCGCCGGCGCCUUCGAGGGCGCCUUCGAGAACCAGGAGGACUUCGCGCUGGACGCCAGCGUCCUGAACGUGGGCAUGAUCGUGGGCUACCUGGGCUCCAUCGAGCUGGCGUCGGCGGGGGCCAACCUGGAGAGCGACAGCCUGCAGGCCAUCCGCGGCUGCAUGCGGCGCCUGCGGGCCGAGCAGCGCGUCCACUCGCUGGUGAUGAUGAAGGUCAUGCACGACUGCGUCCAGCUGUGGAGCGACCGGGGCGCCGUCCUCGCCACCUACCCAGCCGAGAAGCUGGCCUUCAGCGCCAUGUGCCCCGACGACCGCCGCUUCUUCGGCCUGGUCACCAUGCAGGUGCCCGACGACGGCGGGCUGGCGCGGGCGGCGGGGGAGGAGGAGGAGGAGGAUGAGGAGGGGGGCGGGCUGAGGACUUCCUGCCACGUCUUCAUCGUGGACCCGGACCUGUGUCCCCACGCGGUCCACCAGGGCGUGGCCCGGCGUUUCGGCUUCGACUGCACCCCCGACCCGGACACCGACGGGUGCCUGGAGUUCCCCCCCAUGUCCCAGCCGCUGCUGCAGUUCGUGUCGGUGCUGUACCGGGACAUGGGAGAGUCCAUCGAGGGCGUGAGGGCGCGGGCCUUCGCCGACGGGGACCUGGACGCGCAGCAGAACCACAGCACCAGCAGCAACAGCGACAGCGGCAUCGGCAACUUCCUGCCGGAGGAGAAGAGCAGCCGGGUCCUGCUGGUGGACCUGGGCGGCGGGUCGGGCCGCCACGUCCCCGGCGGCCCGUGGGAGGGCACGCAGGCCCGGAGCGCCGGCCAGGCCGCCGCGCUCCGCAACGGCUACCGCUACGAGCAGGAGGGGAAGUUCCACCUGCCGGAGCUGUCCCACCCCGACCCGCCCCCUGUGCUCUCCGGCCGGCCCCUGGGCCCCUGCGCCCGGAUGGAGGUGCCCGUCCCGCCCCGGCACCCUCACUACCCGAACGGCAAAGCGGCGGGCGUCUCGGGCGCGGCGCACGGCGGCGGCGGCCAGCGCUGGCUCCCCGUCCACGUCCUGCAGGACUGGCGGCACGGCAACGCCAGCGACCAGGAGUCCUACGCCGAGUCCACCGACGGCUGGUCCAGCGCCAACUGCAGCACCCUGCCCCCCCCCAUGAGCAAGAUCCCCGCGGACCGGUACCGCGCCGCGGGGGAGAUCGCCCGGCCGUCCAGGCUCGGCUCCCACAAGGACGAGUGGGCCAAGAAGCUGCUUUCUGCGGAGGAGGCGUUCGCCGACCAGAAGAGUGGGAAACGGGGCAAAGACAGAGAGAAAAAGGGUUCCCGGUUCGGGGGUCUGGCCCUGGGUUUCCCCCACCUGACCCAGCGCUCCUCCGGUCGCCGGUCCUUCGGACGAUCCAAACGCCUCAGCCUCGCGCGCUCCCUCGACGACCUGGAGUCCGCGGCUGUCUCAGAUGGUGAGCUGAACAGCGCGGACCUGAAGGGCUGCGGCAGCGAGAACAGCCUGAGCAGCAACGCCAGCCUGCCCAGCGUGCAGAGCCACCGUCGCCACGGCGAGCGCCGCGUCGCCAGCUGGGCCGUCUGCUUCGAGCGCCUCCUGCAGGACCCCGUCGGCGUGCGCUACUUCUCGGAAUUUCUAAAGAAGGAAUUCAGCGAGGAAAACAUCUUAUUCUGGCAGGCCUGUGAAUAUUUUAGCCAUGUUCCUGAAAAUGACAAGAAGCAGCUAUCCCAGAGGGCCCGGGAGAUCUACAACAGCUUCCUGUCCAGCAAGGCCACCACGCCGGUCAACAUCGACAGCCAGGCCCAGCUGGCCGACGACAUCCUCAACGCCCCCCGCCCCGACAUGUUCAAGGAGCAGCAGCUGCAGAUCUUCAACCUGAUGAAGUUCGACAGCUACAGCAGGUUCCUCAAGUCCCCGCUGUACCAGGAGUGCAUGGUGGCGGAGGUGGAGGGCCGCGCCCUGCCCGACCCCUACCACAUCCCCAGCAGCCCCGCCUCCUCCAAACACAGCGUCAACUCCGACCGCUCCGCCAUCUCCACGCCCAAAAAGGACGGCAAGAAGGCCAAGCCCGGAAGAUCGCUGAACGAGGACUACAGGGACGAGCACGUCGAUAAGAAAAAAGGGAUCUUCUUCUCCUGGUCGAGGAACAGGAGUUUUGGGAAGGGGCCAAAGAAGAGAGACUUCGGAGAUUUCAAUUAUGAUUUCUCAGACAGGAACGGCAGGAGAGAAUCGCAGGGCUCCCUGUCCUCGGGGGCGAGUGUGGAACUGGGGGUGUCCGGUUCGGGGGGGAAAAACGAGGGUGACCCCCGAAACGCCCCGUCGGAGCGGGACAAGGCCCAGAGGCACUGCAACAUCAACCUGCCGGACGGGUCCUGCUGCCCGGUGCCCAUCAGGCCCGGCGUCUCCAUCCGGGAGGUGCUGCUGGGGCUCUGCCAGAAGCUCUGCAUCAACCUGGCCGCCGUCGACCUCUUCCUGGUCGGGGGGGAGAAGCCCCUUGUUCUGGACCAGGACUGCAUCACCCUCAGUUCUCGGGACUUGAGAUUAGAAAAGCGCACGUUGUUCAGGCUGGACCUUGUACCCAUCAAUCGAUCCGUCGGACUGAAAGCCAAACCCACCAAACCGGUCACGGAGGUUCUGCGGCCGGUGGUUGCUAAGUACGGCCUGCAGCUCAGCCACCUGGUUGCCAAAAUCAGCGGUGAGACAGAGCCCCUGGACUUGGGCUUGCCCAUAUCCAGUCUGGAUGGAUUACGAGUCAUACUGGAUGUUGCAGAUCACACAUCUGGAAAAGAGAAGCAGAAGCUGGUUUCAUCAAAGAGCCACGCCCCGCCUCUGAACUCCCGGAGCUACUCCACAACAGGGGAGGAGAAGCCCUGCUCUGCCAAAUCGCGGGGGGAGCACGGCAGGCCCCCGAGGGAGACGCGCCUCCUCAGAAAAGAAGAAUCAGUUGAUAAAGUGGAAAAGAGAAAACAGAAAAAGAUUAAUAUAGACGAAGCCGAAGAGUUCUUCGACCUCAUAUCCAAAGCUCAGAGCAACCGAGCUAACGACCAGAGGGGCCUGCUGAACAAGAAGGACCUGGUCCUGCCGGACUUCCUGCGCGUGGGGCCCGACCCGGCCUGCUCCACCCCCAACUCCCGCCAGCCGGGCCCGGGGCGGAGGAGGGGGGGGCGGGAGAACGGGGAGGCGCAGCGGAGCGCCCUGAAGGCCAGCCACCACUCCCAAAGCCUGGACUCCUCCCUGGACUGCGGGGGGCCCCCCGGCGGCCAGCCGACGGGCCGCCGACGGCAGGCGCUCAUGCCCCCCGGCGGUGGCGGCGGCGGCCGCAGGCCACACCCUCUGGACCACGCCCCCUUCUCCACCACCCUCUCUCCCAUCCCCCACGCCCCGCCGGAGAAGACGCGCCCCGACGGGAAGGGCGUUGCCGCGCCGACGGUGGAGGACGACAACGCGGCCGACUUGACUCUGGUGGGCGAGGGCGACAUCAGCAGCCCCAACAGCACGCUGCUGCCCCCCACCCCGAUCGCGCCCUCGCUGCAGGGCAGCCUGCCCGAAGCCGACUUCACCCCCCCGCCGCCCUGUCGGGACGCGGACCAAAGCUCGCCGGACCCCCGGUCCCGCUCAGACGCCGCAGAGGGGAGCUCCGGGGGAAGGGGGCGUGGUCCCGUGAGCCCGCAGGGGGUCCAGGGAGGGGCGUCCCCCCUGCCCGCCAACCGGAUCAUCGACGUGGACGGGGUGCGGCUGGAGGACGCCCCGCGGGGGGACCCGGACCUGAGCCUCAGCUUCGAGGGGUACGCCUCCGAGCUGCGGGAGUGCCAGGGGAGGAUGAGGCGAGGGGUGUACAACACCUCCGAACUGCCGUCCCUCCUCAACGCCCCCCGGCCCGACAGCGGCCAGGCCAGGGAGGGCGCCUGCAAGGCCACCUUCGUCUGACAGGGGGCGCCAUGGAGCUGCACUUUGGAAGCGCUGGCGAACCGGCUCCAGCCGGUCACCUGCACACCCCGGGACCACCGCUGUACAUAGGGCCUGAUCUGAAUAUAGUGUAAAUACACCGGCUCAUUAUCAAGUCUGGAGCGGCUAAAGGACGCUAGGCUCCUUUUUUUCUCUCUCAAAUUCAGUGUUGUUUUCAAGUUUAAUGGUACACUGUGUUGCAUAGCCCAUUGCUUUUAUUAACACAAAAAGCAAGCUGUGGUGUCCGCAAAAAAAGAAAAGAAAAAGGGAAAUGGUCGAUUCUGUUCUACGAGCAGAGCGGCUUUUCAUGAGUUGCAGGUGUUUUCUUACCAUUCUAGUGCUACGUUUUUUUUUCAGUCCGGUUUACCUAGUGACAUUAAGCACAUCUUUACAUUUUAAGGCUGUUUUUUUUUGCAAUGUCAAGCAUAAAUCUCAAGCACCUUCCCCAGGCACACCAUAAAAGCACUGGAAGACUUGAUGUGCUUCCGGUAAGUUCCCGGGAGUGUACAGGCAGUGGGAGGACGACUCGGUGUGCCUAUCUCCAUUCCUUAGCGGGUCCUCAUUGUGCCCAGAUGUGUAUUUGACGUUACGCAGUUCAGUGGUUUUGCAGCUGUUGCCGGUAGUGAACUCACGCUCAACUCUCAGCUUUUUGUUCCGUUUAACAUCAGCGACAUUUAACUGCCUCAGAACCACAGGCCAGGUCCCCUGCCCAAGUCUCCUAGAACAACUGACCACGAGGACAUCAAAGGCUGAAUCAGUUGGCCGUCUGCCUGGGAUGCUUCUGUGCUCUUAGAUUAAAAAAAAAUUUUUUUUUGUAAACAUUGCAGUAUUCUUGCCUUUGACAUGUUGGCUACCCUAGCAGUAAUCAUUUAUCUCCUUACCUGGUUGAAGCAAAUUGUACAGUACUUAUAAACAAUCACACUGUAUAGUCUCUGUACAGUAAAUACCCUUUAUCAGAAACAUGACUGUAAACGUUUCUAUGCAUCCAUUGUGUGCUACAGACGGUAGGCCAUUUGAACCGUUUGAUUCAGUUUGUAUUAUAGCUGCACUAAAGUAAGUAGCCUCCAACAGGUGAAAAUGAUGUUUAAGUUCCACUGACGUGAGCACAAAUGGACUGCGUUUCAUGAGAGUGAGUACAUGCUCUUGCUGACAUCGGAAUUUCAGAAUCUGUGAAACAGCAAAGAUAAUGUACUGUUCUUAAAGACAGUCAAAUCGCGACUACAACUGAUUUCUUACCGUAAAUGUUCAACCCUUCGGAGCGCAUGUUUAAAAGAAGAGGUGAACCGACGUCGUCACUUUUGUUGUACAGCACGUGCGCUUGCUAAAGAGAUGUAUAAAGAAUGCACUACAUUUGCGGAUAUUUGCAGUCGCACACAGUUGUUUACAGAUACAUUCCAAGCUUCAGUAUUGUAAAAUAUAUCUGUACUAGAAAUAAUUCGCAUUUGGAUCAUCCUUGACUUGGUUUAAUUGUAUUGAUAGAUGCCAUUAAUGUUUCAUGACUGAAUAAAAUUAAUAGAGCCCU
This is a messenger RNA of Anguilla rostrata (American eel), 6441 nucleotides long. Its product is annotated as regulator of G-protein signaling 12-like. Lineage: Eukaryota; Metazoa; Chordata; Actinopteri; Anguilliformes; Anguillidae. Gene Ontology annotation, biological process: signal transduction; regulation of G protein-coupled receptor signaling pathway. The transcript is spliced from 18 exons. Gene Ontology annotation, cellular component: nucleus; cytoplasm; plasma membrane. Bases 363 to 4901 code for a protein of 1512 amino acids. The record is from RefSeq and is a predicted model, not a curated record. Gene Ontology annotation, molecular function: protein binding; GTPase activator activity.